UCAGUCGUGAAACCCAUAACGAACUCAAACUCCUCUCUCUCUCUCGUGAUUUGAUAAAUCAAUCAACCAACCAAUUUGAGAGGGUUAGAGAGUUUAAGAGGGGAGAUCGAAGGAUUUGGAUUUGAUUUGAUUUGAAUCAAAUCGAAAUCGAAAUUGUGGAAUGGGAAUGGGAAUGGCGAAGCAGAGGAGGAAGGUGUUGCUUCUGUUUGUGUUGAGCGCUCUUUACACGGCAAUUGCGGCAGGGAAGAGCUACUACGAGAUACUACAAGUGCCCAAGGGAGCCUCCGAUGAGCAGAUCAAGAGGGCUUACCGGAAGCUUGCCUUGAAGUACCAUCCCGAUAAGAACCAGGGAAAUGACGAGGCCAAUCAGCGAUUCGCUGACAUUAACAAUGCGUACGAGGUGCUUUCGGAUAGCGAGAAGAGGAGCAUUUACGACAGGUAUGGAGAAGACGGUCUCAAACAGCAUGCUGCCAGUGGAGGAAGAGGUGGUGGUGGAAUGGGCAUGAACAUCAAUGACAUCUUCGCCGAUUUCUUUGGUGGUGGACGCUCUGCUGAAGAGGAAGAUAAAAUUGUCAAGGGCGACGAUGUGGUCAUCGAAUUGGAUGCAACGUUGGAAGACAUCUAUAUGGGCGGUUCGUUGAAGGUUUGGAGGGAGAAGAACGUUAUAAAGCCAGCACCUGGAAAGAGACGUUGUAACUGUAGAAAUGAGGUCUAUCACAGGCAAAUUGGGCCAGGAAUGUUCCAGCAGAUGACAGAACAGGUCUGCGAACAAUGUAACAAUGUUAAAUAUGAGAGAGAGGGUUAUUUCAUCACUGUUGAUAUUGAGAAAGGGAUGCAAGAUGGACAAGAGGUGGUUUUCUAUGAGGAUGGUGAACCCAUUAUUGAUGGAGAACCUGGAGAUUUAAAAUUUCGGAUUCGCACCGCACCUCAUGACCGAUUCAGAAGGGAAGGCAAUGACUUGCAUACAACCAUCACCAUCACACUGGUUCAAGCAUUGGUUGGCUUUGACAAGACAAUUAAACACCUUGAUGAUCAUUUGGUGGACAUAAGCUCUAAGAAAAUUACAAAGCCAAAGGAAGUCAGAAAAUUCAAAGGGGAAGGGAUGCCGUUGCACUUCCACUCAAAGAAAGGAGACUUAUACGUGACAUUUGAGGUUCUAUUCCCCACUUCAUUAACAGAAGAGCAGAAGACAAAGAUCAAAUCUGUUCUUGGUUAGAUUAGGGAUGCAUUUUUGUUGGUUCAAAUUUGUAACAUGAUGAGGCGAGUACAGAAAAGUUAAAAGCAACUAAGAAGCCCUCAGCAGCUUCUUUGAUUAGAUAACUGAUGAUUAGUACAAUUUAUUAAGAUCUUUUUGUUGUA
This is a messenger RNA of Argentina anserina (silverweed cinquefoil), 1359 nucleotides long. RefSeq names its product dnaJ protein ERDJ3B. The record is from RefSeq and is a predicted model, not a curated record. The transcript has 9 exons. The coding region runs from base 161 to 1216 and encodes 351 amino acids. Lineage: Eukaryota; Viridiplantae; Streptophyta; Magnoliopsida; Rosales; Rosaceae. Gene Ontology annotation, biological process: protein folding.